UAUUCUCUGACGGUUAUGAUGGUUAUGUUGUAGAUGCUGUCAAGAAUAAUUUCUAUGUUGAUGAUUGCUUGAUAUCCAUUCCCAAUUGUGAUCAAGCAAAGAGUUUCGUUAAGCAUAUAAGUGAAUUAUUAUGUAGAGGAAGUAUGCAAAAAAUGAUCGAUCUUGAAUAUUGGUUCAAAUGUCCUACUUUAUUGCAUGGCAAAUUUUAUAUAACAAUCACUGACUGCCCGGAACCUACUCCUGACGAUAUUGAGUUUAGAAAAAUUGCUGUGGUUAACUUGAGUAGUAUAAAGCAAAACAUGUCACCUAUUCUCUCUUAUAAAUCCGAGUGGUUGAAAUUAGUAGGGGCCGUAGCCUGGCUUAGAAGGUUCAUAGAAUUUCUGAUGGUGCUUCGUUCACCGAGUCAUGAAGGAUCCGUUCAUCUAGGAUGUUUAAAGGUCAAGGAGCCUGACAUCGCCAAGGGUAAGAAUUUAUUGAUGGUUCAAAAGGAAGUGUGUGGAGAAUUAUUUAGUGAAUUUAGAAACAGAAGUAAAGUAGUAAGUCAUAAUGAUCUGAAAGGUUUAUCACCGAUAAUGCUUGAUGGGUUACUCUGUGUUACAGGUCGUCUAAGCUACUCAAAAUUAUUCAAUGCUUUUGAACGUCCAGUAAUUUUACCCAGUCGACACUUAGUGACGGAAACGAUAAUUAGACAUUGUCAUAAAGAACCAGGACACAUAGGAAGGUCAUUAGAAAAAGGAUAUAGAUAUGUGUUUACUUGUUUGCAAACAUGGGCAAUACAUAUUGAACUGAUGUAUAGUUUGAUUACUGGUUCAUUUAUAAUGGCCUUAUUACGUUUUAUUGGAAGAAGAAGGAAACCUCCGGAGAUUUACAGUGAUAGUGCGUCAAGCUUCAGGGGAGCAGAUUCUGAAUUAAGGAGGUUUGUGCAACAUUCGAAUCAGCAGAAGAUAAAUAUUGAAUUGUCAGCGAGGUCCUCAUCCAACAGCAUGGGUGUAAUUUGGGGAAUAGUGAUUAGGUCUAUACCAAGACUGUUAUUGUUGAUCACGAGAGAACAGGAGAAGUAGGUCUCCUUGAAGCUUUGGAUUAGUCUUUGUUGUUAUUGAUGUAGUUAGGUCGAGUAGGCGUACUGUUGUAAGUCCUACUCGUUCCUAUGGUGUGAUAUGUUAUAUAAUGAACCAUGACCGUAGGCAUCAAGGUAGCUUGUAUGAUAUGGAGGGAUUUUGGGGGCCGGUGUAAGAUCCAUUUUGAAUGCCUUGUGUGUUUGUGAAAAUCCCUCCAUGUAUAUACUUGCACUUUGUUCCUAUUGAUCUUCUUAGUUGUACAUUGUUAACUUUUGGACUACAUUUGAAUUGUUAAUCUUUGUAUUUUAUUAUAGUUUUUGUUUUUACCACACCUUCACUAAUUCCCCAUGUUUCUUCCCGAACUGCACUUAUGUUGUUUUACUUUAUACUAAGUCUGAGCGGCAGUCAUUUUGGUUGGUUCCUGCCUUUGAUUGCUUGACCUGUGUUGACUGGAAUUGUGCAUUUUGGUUGUGAAUUGAAGCACUCUUCCAGAAUUGAAAACAUUGUGUUAUAGAGUGACCAAUUAUUACCUUUUGAACGAAUCUGUACGUGAUCUAUCCAGACAGGAUAGAAUAACAUUUAUUUGUGGUGAUUGGUAAUUUUCUUGCAUUCUUUAUCAACUUUCUUAUUUAUUGUAGUUUAGAUUUGAUCAAUUAAACAAUUAUUGGUUGGAUAGCUGUGUGGUUAUAUUUGUUUAGGUAAUAAUGUAUACUUAAAUUUAUGAUAAAUUAUAGAACCGCUAUCUUACCCA
This is a messenger RNA of Schistosoma haematobium, 1809 nucleotides long. RefSeq lists its product as uncharacterized. Gene Ontology annotation, molecular function: nucleic acid binding. NCBI's taxonomy places the organism in Eukaryota, Metazoa, Platyhelminthes, Trematoda, Strigeidida, Schistosomatidae. The transcript is spliced from 2 exons. Bases 144 to 1061 code for a protein of 305 amino acids. The record is from RefSeq and is a predicted model, not a curated record.